Messenger RNA from Alligator mississippiensis (American alligator), 4479 nucleotides. It is a transcript of the gene EDRF1, whose product is annotated as erythroid differentiation regulatory factor 1. Bases 87 to 3776 code for a protein of 1229 amino acids. Gene Ontology annotation, biological process: positive regulation of DNA-templated transcription. The record is from RefSeq and is a predicted model, not a curated record. Lineage: Eukaryota; Metazoa; Chordata; Crocodylia; Alligatoridae. The transcript has 25 exons.
GCGAGAACGUGGCCGCCCGGUCCCCGUGCCCGGCCGCGGGGUGCUGGCGGCGCCCCCCCGGGCUGCAGGGCGAGGAGGAGGAGGGGAUGGCGGAGGCCGGCGACCCGGGGGGGACCGCCCCGCCCCAGGGGGACCCUGAGGAGCCCAAGCAGGGAUCAGUAGUAUUUUUUGGAGGUAAUGAAGUAAAAAGCAGUGCUGUGGUGAAAUAUUCCUCUGCACCACCACAAGCAGCAUUUGCUCGUCUUCAAGAGAAGACUGAUUUGAAACUUCCACCUGCCAACUGGUUACGUGAAAGUGCCAAACUGGGACCAGCAGGAACAACUAUUCUUGGCAACAACAAGAAAAGCAAACCAUUUUCAAGCUUUGGCAUGGCAUAUGACUUCAUUGACUCGAUUGGGAAUGAUGUGGAUGUUGUUUCUGAUUCUGAGAACAUUAAAAAACUCCUGAAGAUACCAUAUAGCAAGUCACAUGUAAGCAUGGCAGUACACCGUAUUGGACGAACCCUUUUACUGGAUGAAUUAGAUAUUCAGGAGCUCUUCAUGAGAUCAUCCCAGACAGGGGAUUGGACCUGGCUAAAAGAAUUCUACCAAAGACUAAUAGAUCAGAAGUGGCAACGGAAGAAGAAAAGUAAAGAACACUGGUACCAUAAGGCUAUACUUUCAAAGUUUUUAUAUUACAGCAUUAAUGGUGAUGGAGCUGCUCAGCCUGUUCCUUCCACUGCAGAAGAACAUCAAGAAGUUCCAGCCCCAGAUGAGAGUAGUGAAGCAGGAAGGGCUUCUUGGCCCGCCCCUUUUGAAAUGCCAUCUUCAAUAUCUGAAGAUCCAGGUGCUUCUAACCAGGGAAGUGUGCCUCUUGAACCCUCAUAUAUAGUGGGGCAUGUGGCCUCAGCCCCCAAAGAACAAAAUCUGACUACUUUGUUCAAUGACGGGGAAAACAGUCAGGGUCUUAAAAAUGACUUUGUUCGAAAUAUCUUGUGGACCUUUGAAGAUAUUCAUAUGUUAGUAGGAUCAAAUAUGCCUAUAUUUGGAGGUGGAAGAUACCCCGCUGUAAGCUUGCGUCUCAGGGAUAAUAACAAGCCAAUAAAUGUGCUAACAGGAAUUGACUAUUGGUUGGAUAAUCUAAUAUGCAAUGUUCCAGAGCUCGUGAUGUGCUUCCAUGUUAAUGGAAUUGUUCAGAAGUAUGAAAUGAUCAAGACAGAAGAUAUUCCCAAUUUAGAAAACUCCAAUUUUUCUACCAAAGUGAUAAAGGAUAUUGCUCAAAAUAUUUUGUCUUUUCUGAAAUCUAAUUGUACCAAAGAAGGACAUACUUACUGGCUAUUUAAGGCAAGUGGAAGUGAUAUAGUAAAACUGUAUGACCUCACCACUCUUUGUGAAGAAACAGAAGACAAAUACCAAAACCCUUUCACGAUGCCAGUGGCAAUUCUCCUGUACAAGGUUGCCUGCAAUAUGAUGUUGAAGAAGAACCAGAACAAAAAACACUAUGGCACUAUUAGAACAUUACUCCUUAAUUGUCUUAAGUUACUGGAUAAAGGCAGACAUCCUCAAAUUAUUGCUUCAGCGAAUUACAUGCUCUCAGAGCUUUUCCAGUUAGAUGAGCCUAAAAAGGAAGAAAGUGCAGAGUUUCCUUUAAAUGGGAACUCUGAUGAAAGUUACAGUGAAGAGGAAGAAGAAAUGCCGGAUAGUGAUGAAAAUGGUUCCUACAGCACCAGCUCUGAUCCUCCAGAUGACAAUAAAGCAGUAGCUAUAAUCAAAUCAGUUGGAGAAUUAUCAGUACCAGAAAAAUAUAAAUCUAUCCAUCGGAUAAGACCUAGUUGUGCAUUUCCUGUUUGCCAUGACACAGAGGAGCGCUGCAGGCUAGUGCUCAGCUAUGUUUUGGAGGGCUUGAAAUCUGUUGACAGCAGCAUUAAAAGAGAAGGUGACCUUCCUGCAGCUGACCCCAACACCCCAAUCCCAUUAAAAUACGAAGAUGAAUCCACAAGUAGUGGUCCUGAGUGUCUGGAAAAACAGAUGGCUUUGUUUUUAGACAAAAUGGGCUCAUUUCAAAAGGGUAAACGUUUCAGUCAGUCGGGAAUGAUUCCUGGAUCCUGGCAGUAUGAAAUGAAACUGCAUCUGAUUCUGAAGUCAUCAAGGGCUUACUAUAUUCUGUCUGACGCAGCCAUGAGUCUUCAGAAAUAUGGAAGAGCGUUACGGUACAUUAAACUAGCUUUGCACUGCCACGAUACAUACUGUUGUCUCUGCACCAAUGUGCUUCCUGAGGUGCUGCUGUUUCUUUGUCAGUGUUUAACUCUUUGUGGUGAUAUCCAGUUAAUGCUUGCCCAGAAUGCAAGUAACAGAGCUGCAUAUCUUGAAGAAUAUAACUACCAAACAAAAGAAGAUCAGGAAAUACUGCACAGCCUUAAUAGAGAAUCCAACUGUCAAGUAUUUGCUUGGGCUACUGACUUAUCUACAGACUUAGAAUGCCAGCUUUCAGUUAGCUGCAAAUGCUAUGAGGCAGCUAAUGAAAUUUUGCUUUUUAGUAACUUAAAAAAACAAAAUGCAGAGCAGCAUACGCAAGUACUGAAGAGACUGGGAAAUAUCAGAAACGAAAUUGGAGUGUUUUACAUGAACCAGGCAGCAGCAGUACAGACUGAGAGAGUGGUGAGCAAAAGUGUAUCUGCAACAGAGCAGCAACUGUGGAAGAAGAGUUUCUCUUGCUUUGAAAAAGGCAUCCAGAAUUUUGAAUCAAUUGAUGAUGCAACCAAUGCUGCUCUUCUGUUGUGUAAUACAGGAAGAUUGAUGAGAAUUUGUGCUCAAGCCCACUGUGCUGCUGGAGAAGAUUUCAAGCGAGAAUUUUCCCCGGAAGAGGCCCUUUAUUAUAACAAGGCGAUUGAUUACUAUCUGAAGGCUUUAAGAUCUCUAGGGAAGAGAGAGGUGCAUCCAGCAGUUUGGGAUUCUGUGAAUUGGGAACUCUCUACCACCUAUUUUACCAUGGCAACUUUGCAGCAGGAUUAUGCUCCAUUAUCUAGAAAGGCCCAGGAACAGAUAGAGAAGGAAGUUAGUGAGGCCAUGAUGAAAUCUCUGAAAUACUGUGAUGUUGAUACAGCAUCUGCACGACAGCCCCUCUGCCAGUAUCGGGCUGCAACCAUUCAUCACAGACUGGCUUCCAUGUAUCAUAGUUGCUUGAGAAACCAGGUUGGUGAUGAGCAUUUAAGGAAACAGCAUAGGAUAUUAGUUGACCUUCAUUAUAAUAAAGCAGUAAAGCUUUUUCAACUCCUAAAGGAUGCACCCUGCGAGCUCCUUCGUGUGCAAUUGGAAAGAGUAGCUUUUGCAGAGUUCCAGAUGGCAAGUCAAAAUAGUAGUGCUGGAAAACUAAAGACUUUAUCUGGGGCUCUAGAUAUAAUGAUAAAGACCAAAUGUGCGUUCCAGCUGAUCAAAAAGGAAAUCGCAGCUGAAUGUGAUCAGAUGAAUGAGGAUACAAGUAAUGGUGGGAAUACAGCACUUGGUGACUCUACUUCUAACCUUAAUAAAGAUGAAGUAAUGAAACUUCUUGGUAUAUUUGAAUCUCGACUAUCAUUCCUCCUUCUCCAGUCCAUUAAAUUGUUAUCUUCAACAAAAAAGAAAAUUGGUGGCAGUAAUGAAGAGGAGGAAGUUCUUAAGACCAACAAGGAAGUUUAUUCCCUUCUCUUGCGUGCGACUGCUGACAAAAGUGUGAGACUGCUAGAACGAAUAGAAGUAAUUUUAACUUUAUUGGAACAGCUGACUCGGAACACUGAAACCAAUAAUACAGGAAUUCAGUGACUUACUAAAUACAAAAACAGCUACAAGGUAGCAGAAAUAAUAUUGGUGCCUUGCUUAACAUGGGAUCAGCGGCUCUGUGUCAUGUGGUACUUACUCUCUUCAACUUCAGUAAAUCUAUUUAUAACAUGGUAGACCUGGGAAAGAAGAGGAAUGCAUUGCUAUCCCAUGACAGUGCAAUUAUGAUCAGAUUCUAACGUGUCUACAUUUGAAGUGCUAAAAUGGGAAUCUAGAGGUAGAGCUUCCAGUUUCUUAUGGUUGAGAAGUGCAGUUUCUCUGAAAAGUGAUGGGCUUUUCAGUGGUGCAAAAUAUGUUUUGCAUAAAAAUAUAAUCUGUUAUAGAUCGGUUCGAUAUUUUUUGAAUGAAAUGUUACUUUGUAAGCAAAGCUUUAUAAGAAGUCUUUUACCAGUAACAUUCAUGGAAAUUGCACAAGGGGAUUUCCCUUGCAUAUAUCAAUAUUUUCUUUUUAGUAAGAGUUAAUACCAUGCACAAGAGUGUGUGCCUUUUUUAGCUUCAGUGCAACACUUUUCACAGAUAUUAGCCAUUGCUGGAAUGUCAUUUACACCAGAAGUGAAACUGUUUUAGCUCUAUUUUGAUUUAUUCAAUCAGGAAUAAUAUUACCCCUCUUUUUCAAACUUGAAACUGUGAAUAAAUGAUAAACAUAUUUUAAAAAGAAAUUUAUUUAUUAAAAAAAUAUGGUUACAGA